Messenger RNA from Mytilus californianus (California mussel), 1832 nucleotides. RefSeq lists its product as uncharacterized. The transcript has 2 exons. NCBI's taxonomy places the organism in Eukaryota, Metazoa, Mollusca, Bivalvia, Mytilida, Mytilidae. The record is from RefSeq and is a predicted model, not a curated record. Bases 783 to 1358 code for a protein of 191 amino acids.
GGAAUAUUAUUCUUAAGUUACCGUGUUACUCAGUCUUUAGUUUUUCUAUGUUGUGUUUUGUAUACUGUUGUUUGUCUGUUGGUCUUUUUAAAGGCAGUGCUUUAAUGCCUUUCUAGUUGCCGGGUUAAUCCUUCCUUCCGCGAUAUCCAACUUAUCUACGUGGGGGGUCAUUAAACUCUAAGUAGAUCCGGAAAUGUUGAAUUCUCUCCUCUUCUUAUUGCGAUAUAAAAUGUUUUUUGUUACAUUUCAUUUACAUUGGGAAAUAGAGAAACGAUCAUUGUGUUUUGUUAGUUUUAAAAACUUUUGAUAUAUUAGUAUUUUGCAUUAUAAGCAGUCAACCGAUUGACAAACUAGAAUUAUUUGAAUUCCGUGUGGAAAGAGCUCGGGUUAAUUUCGAGUGUUAUCUGCAAUCUAGAUGUUUAUAAAUCAUUUCAGUCGUUGAUAUAAUAAUUAAAGGUCGACUGAACAUGAAUUAUAUUAUACAAUUUAAAGCGCAUUUCUGUUUAUGCACGUGAACCCGUCUAACGUUAUUUUCGCAGUUAUAUAAAGUAUCAAAUUAUCGUUCCUGAAUAGGUGGCGCCGUGGUAGCGGAUCCUGUUCCUCUUCUUCCGGUUUCUGCACUGUGCAACUAUUUCAGUUAUAUUUUUAAUUAACGAUGCCAAGUACUUGUUGUUGUGUACCUGGAUGUCAUUUAAGAGGAGGACAUGCAUUUCCAAAUGACUUAAAAAGAAGGAAAAGUUGGAUCAACGCCAUGGCCCAUACGCAGAUUGGACGAGAACACGAUGAUAUCGUGGAGUCCAUCUCAAUCAGCUGUUGUUUGCAAGGCACGUUUUACUGAAAAAGACUACGUGCAGGAAACUAUUCAUGGGCGCAAACCCACCAUACAGAGACUUAAGUCUACUGCAAUUCCCAGCCUAUUUUCCUGGACCAAGCAAGAAACUGAAUCGUCCGCAAAAAGAAAAAUGGCAGUUUCCUGUGAAAACAAAAGAACUAAACUUGAUGAAUAUUGUAGUAGAAAUCUAGAGGAAAGUUUUGAUUGUAAAGUUGGUUUUCCUGAAGAAGUCAUUCAUACUGCAGAAAGGAUUUAUGACUGUCCACCACCAACUGCCGAGCUAAUGUUGAGCUUCACAGAUGGAAUUACGCAAACACCAUCAAUGCCUAUGUUUUUAACAGAGAAUUUUGAAAUGAAGACACGUGACACAGCCAUGCAUUUUUAUACCGGUUUAGAGUUGUAUACUAAAUUUUUAUUUGUUUUGACCACACUUGGUCCAGCAGCACAUUGUUUGAGAUACAUACAUUUUCAAAUUGAUAGGGUGUCAGUUGAAAAUCAGUUUUUUUAUGACUUUGAUGAAAUUUAGUAGUGGUUUAGUCAGGUAUUUUUCACCAUCCAACUUCAAAUUAAAGUUUCCUACGACUUGGAUUAUUAUUGACAGCACAGAAUAUCCCGUGAUAAAACCUAAAGCUCCUAGAGCUCAGGCAACCUUUUCAUCAAAUAAAAACAGAAACACUGAAAAUUCUUGAAUGUUCGACACCUGGUGGUUUAGUCAACUAUGUCUCUAUGUCACAUAGAGCGAAUUAUUGGACUUGGCAAAACAUACAAAAUUCUAAUAAAUCCUAUGAAUGGAACUGAAACAAAACUUUCAUCUGAAAUAACAUUUAGUUGUUUUAUGUUGUGUAAUUUGGACUUGGCAAAACAUACAAAAUUCUAAUAAAUCCUAUGAAUGGAACUGAAACAAAACUUUCAUCUGAAAUAACAUUUAGUUGUUUUAUGUUGUGUAAUUUUAGAACUUGUAUUGUGCCAAAGGAUGCAUAAAUAAAAGUGACGCAAUGAA